Molecule: messenger RNA, 315 nt
Organism: Naegleria fowleri
Lineage: Eukaryota; Heterolobosea; Eutetramitea; Acrasida; Naegleriidae
Exons: 1
Coding region: 1-315 (104 amino acids)
Source: RefSeq, a predicted model, not a curated record
AUGCAUCCGGUCGAUUUCAAUACUCGAGGAUAUUUUGCCAGAAAGCCACACGUUCAAGCCUUAUUUGCAGCCUGUGCAAUGACGACUGCCUUCAUCAUUAAUAGAUAUCAAGCUUCUGCACAAGGAGGAGCCUUUGAAAAUCAUGUCCCAACAGCAGAGAUGUGGAGUUGGUAUGACAAGCACUGUGCACGACAAGGUGAAAAUCAAGAUAUUGUCAUGAAGGAUCAUUCUGUGAAUAUUCCACACAUGAUGGGUCGAUUUGACCACAGACAAGACGACCAAAGUGCAAAUCCUUUCAAUGCAUCAAAGAAGUAA